AGGUGCAAACGGGGCUCCCAGAUGUGAGCAGCACGUGGUUUCCCUGCGGCCGACCGACUUCCUGUCCCGCUUGGAGCGCUUCUUUGACUUUCCCCGCUCGCGGAGUGCUGGAUACACAUCACAUCCUCACCUCAGCACUUUCCCCCAAUCUGCACCGUGUGACUGGGGGGCAAACGAGCUGGACUCUGCUCCGCCGCCUUGUUUUUGCUUUACAGGCAGCAUAGCUGAUUCCUCCCCCUCAGCGCUCGCCUCCGUGUGGCUACCUGCGCCGACAAGGUCUCCCGACCCAGCACGUUCAGAUGGAGCUGUAAAGUUUUCCUUCCUUCCUUCCUCUGGUCGGGAAGCAACGCGCCACUCUGGAUAACGGGAUAGGUGACGGAAACGCGCAGCGGUGUUUCGACAGAUCGGCGCAAAUGCCAUUGCGAUGCUGUGGAUGUGAGUUCAAACGCAAGUUUCGCAACGACCGAGUCCUGUGAAGCACAAUGAAAGACGACUUUGCUGAUGAAGAGGAGGUGCAGUCCUUUGGUUACAAGAGGUUCGGAAUCCAGGAGGGUACGGAGUGCACCAAGUGUAAAAAUGACUGGGCGCUGCGGGCUGCUAUCGCGCUGCUCUACGUGCUGUGUGCCCUGCUCACCAUAGCAGUGGCUGUGCUUGGAUACAAAGUGGUUCAGAGAAUGGACAACGUCACAGAAGGGAUGCAGAACUAUGGCGGCAAGAUCAACGCCGUCGAGACAGACCUGAAGAAACUUGAUGAUCAGACAGGGGAGAAGUCGGAUAAUGCUUCCAGUGAGAUCCAGACUUUUAAGUCAGACCUUCAAACACUACAGAGCCAGCUGAAUGACGUUGCCCGAAGGGCAACUAGCAACCGUGCCAUACUUGAUGAACUUCAGGUGACUGGAGAGGACAUGCAAAGUCGCCAUGUCUCACUGCAGAGUGUUUUAGAUGGCAAUGCCGCUUCUCUGCGAGGGGUCAACAGGUCCCUGGCCUCAUAUAGCAGUAUGAUUGACGACCUUCAGACAGACACUGCGUGGCUCCAGUCAGAGCUCCAAGGCCAAGCCCGAGAGCAGAGCCAAACCCAGGUUAGCAUCAAUGCCCUGAACAUCACACAGGCUCAGCAGCGCAACUUGCUCAGCACCCUCCAGAAGACAGUGGAGGAAGCAGGCCAGGCUGUGCAGAAGCUGAAGAAUGACUACCAGGGUCUACAGCAGACAGCCAGGCAGACCCGGGCCGACGCUGACUGGCUAAAGGAGAAGGUGCAGAACCUCCACAUCCUGGCAGCUAACAACUCAGCUCUGGCCCGGGCAAACGGUGACUCCCUGGAUGACAUGAGCACCCAGCUCAGUACACUGGCCAACCAGAUCCAGAACACCUCAACCAUCACAGAGGGACACGAUCAGAGCUUGCGUGAGCUGAUGGAUCGCCAGCGAGACUACGAUAACAGCACCUCGACCAAGUUUGAUGAGAUGGAAGCGCGCUUAGACAGACAUGAGGGGGACAUGGACCGUGUGACGGGAAACGUAAGCUUUGCCUCACAGCUCCUAGGCGCUAUCAGCUCUGAUCUGAAUGGCAUACGAUCCUGCACGGAGACGGUGACUCGCCAUUCGGAUCUGCUGCUGAUGCUGAACGGGAGCGUUGCUGAGGCCAAGACUGAUAGCAAUGAGCUGCGGGCCCAGCAGGAUGAGCUGACGGCCAGGCUGGACAGAGAAGUCAGCAGCCUGUCCAUGGUCAUGGAGGAGAUGAAACUAGUGGACAGCAAGCACUCACAGCUCAUCACCAACUUCACUAUCCUGCAGGGCCCCCCAGGUCCACGGGGCACCAGAGGUGACAGAGGAUCCCAGGGUCCAGUAGGUCAGUCGGGGCAGAAGGGUGACAGAGGGGACAAAGGGGUGCCAGGAACACAGGGAUCUAAAGGAGAGAAGGGCGCAGCAGGACCCCCAGGGGUGCCUGGCCCUAAGGGUGCAGCUGGGGCUCGUGGCAGUCCUGGAUCCAAAGGAUCCAGAGGAUCUGGGGGUCGGCCUGGACCCCCUGGGGAAAAGGGUGAGCCUGGUACCACGGGGCUCAUUGGCAGGAAUGGACAGCCAGGGCCUCAGGGAGUGCAAGGGCCCCAAGGCCCAAGAGGGCCAGCAGGUACUCCAGGGUUAGAGGGACCCCGUGGGCCUAUUGGACCCAUUGGUCCCCCUGGUCCCCCUGGGCUGCCAGGGCUCCCCGCACUGCCUGCUCCACCCCCUCUACCACCUUUAACUCCUUUAAUCCCACAACAACCCAAAUCACCUCCAGUUCCCAAGCCCCCCCAAGAGCCACAGGCAUCUGUGUCUCAUCAACUCCAGCCACCUGUUCCAACCACCCCCGUGUCAAGAUGCCAACCCCAGUGGAGAGAGUUUGGAGACAGCUGCUACUAUUUUUCAGAUAAUAAGAAACUUAAUUUUGAGGAGACCAAAGCGUUUUGUGCCAAUAUGACAUCCUCUAUGCUUAUUAUCAACAACAACGAGGAACAGCAAUGGGUGAAAAGGCAGAUCGCAGGAAAGGGCUACUUCUGGAUGGGCCUGACCGACAUUGAGGAGGAAAAUGUCUGGAAGUGGGUGGAUGGGACCAUACCCACUUACACGAAGUGGAAGCCUGGCCAGCCUGAUAACUGGGCCCAUGGCCACGAGGAGGGAGAGGACUGCGCUGGCUUAAUUCAUGAGGCCAACUGGAACGACUUCUUCUGCACUGACCGCAUCGGCUAUAUCUGCGAGCGUACCUCUAUCUUGAAAGCACCUGUUUUAUAGCAUCAGCGUAUGAAAACGUGACCCAUCUCUUGGAAAAGCUGAAGAGGAAGAACACUUAGGAUAAUGAAGGACUUGGGAAGAUGCUUUAGACUACUAGACUAGUCUUGGUCUUGGUAGAGCACCUCCCAGGCUGGUCUGACAAACAGAGAUGAGGACUGAUCCUGUAUCACUGUCUCAAAAGACACUUUGCUUCAGCAGUGCAAAGACAGGAAAUGCACAAACCCAACCCACUGUUACAAUUCAAUAUUUGUACUGAAGGAAACAUAAGAAUGUAAUCAUUUCAUAUGGCUAUACUGAAUGAUUCAUUUGUGCAGCCACUGUUGUAUAAUUGUUUGUGUAAAUAAUGAUUAGAUACAGCAUUAGUUGUGAUGAUAGAAUGUCAUAUCUUAAAUGGAUUAUGUUGUACCUCUUGACUAUUUUCUCAUGUUCUUCUCUAUUUUGGAGUGUUUUUGGAUUAUUUCAAAAUCUGUGAGAGAAAUAUGUUGUCAGUAAAGCAGCAUUAUUUUUAUAUCAUGUAAGAUGUAGUCCACAUACUCAGCAAUAUGUACAGAAACACGCCCUUUAGAAAAUGUCAAAUGAUUAAAAAAAUUUUUUUUAAAGAAAACUCCCCCUCAUUUUCAACAAGUUAAUGCAACUCUAAAGCAAUGCAAUGAAGGCAGAGUUAUUGUAAUUUCAGAUGAAAUUCAAAUGUCAAAAUUGUACACGAAGGAAUUUCCUCUAAGAAUAGAUAUUUUAAGUGAGCAAUGCCGCUGUUUUAGAGAUUCUGUUGCUGUUUUAUGGGGGAAGGACAUUUCUUCUCAGACUUUAGACUGCCAAUGUUAAGGUCAUAUUAGCCACACUUAACAAUAUGUAGUUUUUGAGAUGUAGCCACCCUAAGGUGACUUGUCCAUAAAGCCAAAUACAAUACGUGAGGAUGUUACCGUUUUGUAUUUCCCAUAGUUUUAAUAAAUUGUUAUUACUGACUUUACGAGUGACAGAUCUACACAAAACGAUACUAUCUAGCUCACUGCACAGAGUAUUGGAUUGUAGUCUAGUUUACUUUCUCGAACCUCCACAACAAAUUUCAAGGUUUCCACAGAUUCAGAACACGUCAUGUAUCACCAAUAAAAUGGGACA
This is a messenger RNA of Lampris incognitus (smalleye Pacific opah), 3884 nucleotides long. It is a transcript of the gene colec12, whose product is annotated as collectin sub-family member 12. Gene Ontology annotation, cellular component: ESCRT-0 complex. The coding region runs from base 483 to 2768 and encodes 761 amino acids. Lineage: Eukaryota; Metazoa; Chordata; Actinopteri; Lampriformes; Lampridae. Gene Ontology annotation, biological process: protein transport to vacuole involved in ubiquitin-dependent protein catabolic process via the multivesicular body sorting pathway. Gene Ontology annotation, molecular function: low-density lipoprotein particle binding; ubiquitin binding; pattern recognition receptor activity. The transcript is spliced from 10 exons. The record is from RefSeq and is a predicted model, not a curated record.